CGUUCCAGUACCCAACAGAGGCUCUCAAAAUGAAGGUCUUAUUUUUAGCAGCUGUGUUGAUGGUGUGCAGGGAGGCGGCUGGAGGUCUGCCCCUGGCGCCGUACGCAUAUACCAGCCCCUUGGGAAUCGCUAGGCCAGCGUUGGCUCCUUACGCGGUAGCACCGGCCAUUGCUAAAGUCGCCCCUGUUGAAGAUUACGAUCCUAACCCUCAGUAUUCUUACGCUUAUGACAUACAAGAUGCUCUUACUGGUGACUCUAAGAGCCAACAAGAGACACGCUCUGGUGACGUAGUUCAAGGCUCCUACUCGCUGGUAGAUCCUGAUGGCACUCGGCGCGUGGUCGAGUACACCGCUGACCCACACAAUGGUUUCAACGCAGUCGUACACAGACAACCUCUGGGUGCAGUCAAAGCUGUUGCACCUGGAUACUUGCACUAAUUUUGAUGCUAUAAACGCGCUUGUUGCAACUUUUUUUAAAAGCUCUCUAAAUUGUGUGAAUUAUAAUAUUUUAUCAGUUUAUUUGAAUGUAAAGUUGUGUUUAAGCAAGCGUAUAUGGCCUCUGUGACCUGAACCUAUUUGUAUUGUUGCCGAAAUGUUUGUUUAUUUUGUAGUGUUUUGUUUUAAAUGUUAAUAUACUAGGGUAAUAAAUUAGAG
Molecule: messenger RNA, 653 nt
Organism: Papilio machaon (common yellow swallowtail)
Lineage: Eukaryota; Metazoa; Arthropoda; Insecta; Lepidoptera; Papilionidae
Gene: CPR73
Product: larval cuticle protein A2B
Exons: 3
Coding region: 30-437 (135 amino acids)
Cellular component (GO): extracellular matrix
Source: RefSeq, a predicted model, not a curated record